Messenger RNA from Arctia plantaginis, 1002 nucleotides. Lineage: Eukaryota; Metazoa; Arthropoda; Insecta; Lepidoptera; Erebidae. The record is from the annotation of a GenBank genome assembly.
AUGGAUUAUUUUUGGCGACCAUUUAGUAGUUACUUGGUAAAGUAUAGUAUCCAAACACACUUCGCAGUAUUACUACUGUUAUCGUCUAAAUUGAGGGGACAAGAUUACGGCACCGUAAAGCCGCAUUGUGACAUCGUAGAAUUCAACAGCAAGUAUUUUGACAGGCAAAUAUUGUUUGGUGGUUAUGGACGGUCCUUCAACUUAUUUUUCCAUGAAUUAUCUGGCAGCUUGUUCUUUAGUCGAGCAACCCAAAAGACAAAUCUUACAGAUCGACAGAUCAUUAUGUGUAACAGAGUUAAAGAUUACUGCACUUAUGUCCAUGGAUUAGACAAAGGUUCUGCGAUAGCCUACGAUCAGAAUAGUGACGAAAUCUUUUUUGGAACACCUGAUGGUGUAUACCGCUAUGAUUACUUUUUAAAGAAAGCUAAACGCGUUGGUGUAGAAGACGUACCGAUAGGGGAAUUGCAAAUAUUUGAUAAAUUCUUUUAUUACACAGUACAACCAGUUCAUAAACUUUAUAUGGUAGAAAACUAUAACUUCUCCGAUGUAGCAUUAGUUAUGUAUACAGAAGUAGACCAUUUCCAUGUCUCAAGACGUAAAGUUUUUUACGUUUCAAACAGAACGGCUUUAUACGAGUUUUCAAACACAAAAAGUUGUGUUCUCACAAAUAGAACUAAUUUAAAGAUACGGCAAAUUGUGGAAGACUCUGAGAAGAAUGUAUACUUUGGGACAAAUGAAGGAGUUUAUACGUACAAGAAUCGUUUUAGAAGAAUCAUGAAAAUGCCUAUUAAAUCUGAGUUGUUUGGUUGGACAGUAGUUAAUUUGUUGACUCCAAAAAAUAAUUUGAUGAUAAUAUAUUCUGAUGCAAAGAAUAUAUACAGAUUAAUUGCGAGUGACAAUACCUAUUGUAUAAAUGAUUAUAUCGCCCGAAAAAAGAAAUACUACGAAAAAAAUAAGCGAAAGAACGAUACUGUAUCAUUAAAGUUGCAACUCAUUCUAUAG